Ochotona princeps (American pika) is the source of this 1372-nucleotide messenger RNA. RefSeq names its product pyruvate dehydrogenase E1 subunit beta (gene PDHB). Gene Ontology annotation, biological process: pyruvate decarboxylation to acetyl-CoA. Gene Ontology annotation, molecular function: pyruvate dehydrogenase (acetyl-transferring) activity. NCBI's taxonomy places the organism in Eukaryota, Metazoa, Chordata, Mammalia, Lagomorpha, Ochotonidae. The record is from RefSeq and is a predicted model, not a curated record. The transcript has 10 exons. The coding region runs from base 66 to 1145 and encodes 359 amino acids.
GGCUCGCCGGCUUAAUCCGGCCCCGCUGUGUUGUCAUUAGGCGGCGGCUAGAGGACACGGUCAAGAUGGCGGCGGUGUCUGGGCUGUUGCGGAGGCCCCUUCAGCAGGUGUCCGGGCUGCUGAAGAGGCACUUUCACCGGACGGCGCCGGCGGCGCUGCAGGUGACAGUUCGUGAUGCUAUCAAUCAAGGUAUGGAUGAGGAGCUGGAAAGAGAUGAGAGGGUGUUUCUGCUCGGGGAAGAAGUUGCCCAGUAUGAUGGGGCAUACAAGGUUAGUCGGGGCCUGUGGAAGAAGUAUGGCGACAAGAGGAUCAUAGACACGCCUAUAUCUGAGAUGGGCUUUGCUGGAAUUGCUGUGGGUGCAGCUAUGGCGGGGUUGCGGCCCAUUUGUGAAUUUAUGACCUUCAAUUUCUCUAUGCAAGCCAUCGACCAGGUUAUAAACUCAGCCGCCAAGACCUACUACAUGUCAGCAGGCUUUCAGUCUGUGCCCAUAGUCUUCAGGGGACCCAAUGGUGCCUCAGCAGGUGUAGCUGCCCAGCACUCACAGUGCUUUGCUGCGUGGUACGGGCACUGCCCGGGCUUAAAGGUGGUCAGCCCCUGGAAUUCAGAGGAUGCGAAAGGACUUAUAAAGUCAGCUAUUCGGGACAACAACCCAGUGGUGGUACUGGAGAAUGAAUUGAUGUAUGGAGUUCCUUUUGAAUUUCCUGAGGAAGCUCAAUCAAAAGACUUUCUGAUUCCUAUUGGGAAAGCCAAAGUAGAAAGACAAGGGACCCAUAUCACGGUGGUUGCCCAUUCAAGACCCGUGGGCCACUGCCUAGAAGCCGCAACGGUGCUUUCUAAAGAGGGAAUUGAGUGUGAGGUAAUAAAUCUGCGUACCAUUAGACCAAUGGACAUUGAAACCAUAGAAGCCAGUGUCAUGAAGACAAAUCAUCUGGUGACCGUAGAAGGAGGCUGGCCACAGUUCGGAGUAGGAGCUGAAAUUUGCGCCAGGAUCAUGGAAGGCCCUGCUUUCAAUUUCCUGGAUGCGCCUGCUGUUCGUGUCACUGGUGCCGAUGUCCCUAUGCCUUAUGCAAAGAUUCUAGAAGACAACUCAGUACCUCAGGUCAAAGACAUCAUAUUUGCAAUAAAGAAAACAUUAAAUGUCUAAUUUUAGGACCUGAACAUCAAGGCAUUGAAAUUUAUUUAAAAUACUUGUACUGCAAGACCUCACUAUUUGUGAAAUAAUCUCUACAGCAGCAACAUGUGUUUUUGUACUGGGAAGAAGUUUUAAUGUCUGUGUGUGGAAAAUCCUCCCUCUUGCCCCAGACUCUUGCUUGCUUCCGUCUGUUACAGUUACCUUAUUCUUUGAAGAUAUAUUUUGCCCAUUCUCACCAG